This is a messenger RNA of Babesia microti strain RI, 636 nucleotides long. RefSeq lists its product as hypothetical. The transcript is spliced from 3 exons. The coding region runs from base 1 to 636 and encodes 211 amino acids. Lineage: Eukaryota; Apicomplexa; Aconoidasida; Piroplasmida; Babesiidae. The record is from RefSeq and is a predicted model, not a curated record.
AUGAAUAACCAUCCGAAAGACGACAUUUAUAUUGAAAAAUUUACAAUAUCUGACAACUCAUCCAUUGAAUCUUUUUAUACGCCUACAGUUGAUUUAUCAAAAAGUGAAAAUGACAAAAAUGAUAUGUUAGAAAUGAGUAUUAAAAAGGAUACUCCACUGUGCAAAAUAUUUCAACGAAAUUACAACGGUCAAUUCCCAAAAUAUAAUUUUUUGAGAUUGCAAAAUAAAAAUGGAAAAUCGCAACAAAAUAGAAAAUUUAGUCACGUCCUUUCGAGGAUGCGAAUUGGGUGUAAUAGGUUAUGUUCUGGGAGGCACUCUCUCGACAUUGACACUUCGUCUGAGGAUGGAAGUUGUGUUAGGGAUAGGAUCCAAAAUGCCCCGCUACUAUUGCAUGACCAUGGUUCAGAUAUUUCCAAAUAUGACAACCAGGACUUCAUAGGCACAGAACAAGGGGACAUUUGGACUAUGGAAUCAAACUUUAUAAGGGAUAGUAAGCUCAAGAAUGCCCGUGGUAAGAGGAAUCCCAGACAUCGUAACCAUUAUUUACCCGUAAUGCCUAUGCCAAUUGAACCUUCGCUAAGCGCCAUGUCUACGGCAAAUUACGAAUUUUUUUCGAACAAGCACACCCAAAUGUAA